This is a messenger RNA of Suncus etruscus (white-toothed pygmy shrew), 795 nucleotides long. Its product is annotated as TLC domain-containing protein 2-like. The transcript has 4 exons. The record is from RefSeq and is a predicted model, not a curated record. Bases 1 to 795 code for a protein of 264 amino acids. Gene Ontology annotation, biological process: plasma membrane organization; membrane assembly; phospholipid homeostasis. NCBI's taxonomy places the organism in Eukaryota, Metazoa, Chordata, Mammalia, Eulipotyphla, Soricidae. Gene Ontology annotation, cellular component: plasma membrane.
AUGGAGCUCUUGGCGUUUCUCAUCAUUGGCGCCUCCUUCGCUGGCUUUCGGGGGCUGCACUGGAUCCUGAAAUACCUGCCCAUGCCCAAAGCUGCUGCUCGGAACCGCUGGAAGUGGCAGUACACCUGUGUCUCGCUGGUGCACAGCGUGUUAGCCGGAACCGGGGCGCUGCUCGGGGUGGUAUUCUUCCCCCAGAUAAUUGCCGACCCAGUUCAUUUCCACUCUCCUUGGUUUCUGACGCUGGUUUCUAUAUCUGUGGGUUACUUCCUGGCUGAUGGAGUUGAACUGUUCUGGAACCAGGCCUUGAGACAGACCUGGCCUGAACUCUGUCACCAUGUGGUGGUAGCAAUCUGCUUCACCACUGCCAUUCUAGUUCAUUACUACCUGGGCUUCAUGGUGGUGUCUCUACUCAUGAUGCUGAACUCCAUCUGCCAGAACAUACGGAAGUUGCUGCUGUUUUCCAGGAAGGCCCCAUCCCGGGCCUUCAACAUGGCCUCCUGGGCCACUAUGGUCAGCUUUGUUAUCUUCCGCCUUGUGCCACUGGGGUGGAUGAUUCUGUGGCUGAGCCAGCAUUAUCAUGAGGUGCAUCCUGUCCUGGUUGUCCUAGGUAUCAUUGGACUGUUUACUGUAGGUGUAUUGAGCAUUAUAGGAGCUGUCCAAAUCCUUAUUAGUGAUGUUCGGCGGUCUCGGCAUUGCCCAUUCACAUCUGGGCACAAGGAAACACCAGAAACCAGGUUCUGUUUAAUUGGUGAGCAAGUUGCUGGACACUCGUCUACUCUCAGAAUGAGAAACUAG